Messenger RNA from Pelodiscus sinensis (Chinese soft-shelled turtle), 5774 nucleotides. NCBI's taxonomy places the organism in Eukaryota, Metazoa, Chordata, Testudines, Trionychidae. The record is from RefSeq and is a predicted model, not a curated record.
GUCCAAGCUCCCCUCUGCACUGAGAGGCAAGCUCGGUUGGGACCCACCUCUCUGGAUGCUGGAUCAUAUAAAAGGGGAGCCCAGGCGCUUGCCGAGUCAGUAGGAGGUUUCUGCUGGGGUCUGGACUGGAUCUACAUAGUCAGAUCAUCCCUGUAUGACUGGACUCUAAACCAGAACAAAGGGGCCCAAAGAGUCUACAUGUCUAAUAUUUAGACAUGUUCAGCUUUGUGGAUUCUCGGUUACUGCUGUUGAUAGCAGCGACUGUACUACUCACCAAAGGCCAAGGAGAAGACGACGUUCCAUCUGGAAACUGCAUACAGGACGGACUAACAUACAGCGACAAAGAUGUGUGGAAACCGGAACCCUGCCAGAUCUGCGUGUGCGACAGCGGCAACAUCUUGUGCGACGAGGUGAUCUGCGAAGACACCUCGGACUGCCCCAACGCUGAGAUCCCCUUCGGAGAAUGCUGCCCCAUCUGCCCCGACAGCCAGGCCUCUCCUUCCUACCCAGAAACCACUGGAGUAGAGGGACCCAGAGGAGACCCCGGCCCCAGAGGAGACAGGGGACCCCCCGGCCCACCUGGGAGAGACGGCAUUCCCGGACAGCCUGGUCUUCCUGGACCCCCAGGCCCCCCAGGACCUCCAGGCCUUGGCGGAAACUUCGCACCUCAACUCUCUUACGGUUAUGACGAGAAAUCCGUUGGCGGCCUGUCCAUGCCCGGCCCUAUGGGUCCAGCUGGUCCCCGCGGUCUCCCCGGCCCUCCUGGUUCUCCCGGUCCUCAAGGUUUCCAAGGUCCUCCCGGCGAGCCUGGCGAGCCUGGCGCUUCUGGUCCCAUGGGUCCCCGCGGUCCUGCUGGCCCCCCUGGCAAGAACGGAGAUGAUGGUGAAGCUGGAAAGCCCGGGCGUCCCGGCGAGCGUGGUGCUCCCGGCCCCCAGGGUGCACGUGGUCUGCCCGGAACUGCUGGCCUGCCAGGCAUGAAGGGUCACAGAGGCUUCAGUGGUCUGGAUGGUGCCAAGGGUGAUACUGGUCCAGCUGGCCCCAAGGGUCCAACUGGCCCCGCUGGCCCCCCUGGCUUCCCCGGAGCUGUCGGUGCUAAGGGCAACCCUGGGAGCGACGGACAACCUGGUGCCAAAGGUGCCACUGGCAACCCUGGGAGCGACGGACAACCUGGUGCCAAAGGUGCCACUGGUGCUCCUGGCAUUGCUGGCGCUCCCGGCUUCCCCGGUGCUCGUGGUCCCUCCGGCCCCCAGGGUCCCAGCGGUGCCCCCGGCCCCAAGGGUAACAACGGUGAACCUGGUGCUCCAGGCAACAAGGGAGAUGCUGGCGCUAAGGGAGAACCUGGUCCUGUUGGUGUCCAAGGCCCCCCUGGUCCAUCCGGCGAAGAAGGCAAGCGAGGGUCCCGCGGAGAGCCCGGCCCCGCUGGUCUGCCCGGCCCUGCUGGCGAACGUGGCGCCCCCGGAAGCCGCGGUUUCCCUGGCUCUGAUGGCAUUGCCGGUCCUAAGGGUCCCGCUGGUGAACGUGGCUCCCCCGGCCCUGCUGGCCCCAAAGGAUCCCCUGGUGAAUCUGGACGUCCCGGAGAGCCUGGUCUGCCCGGUGCCAAGGGUCUGACUGGAAGCCCCGGUAGCCCAGGACCCGAUGGCAAGACUGGCCCCACUGGUCCCGCUGGCCAAGACGGUCGCCCCGGCCCCCCCGGCCCUCCCGGUGCCAGAGGUCAGGCUGGCGUGAUGGGUUUCCCUGGACCUAAAGGUGCUGCUGGUGAGCCCGGCAAACCCGGUGAAAGAGGCACUCCCGGACCCGUCGGCGCUGUGGGUGCUCCUGGUAAAGAUGGUGAAGCUGGUGCCCAGGGACCUCCUGGCGCUGCUGGCCCCGCUGGAGAUGUGUCCCUUUGCUUUCCCGCGCCGCUCCCCUCUGCCCAGGGUCUGCCCGGCCCCGCUGGACCCGCUGGUGAAAGUGGCAAGCCCGGUGAGCAGGGCGCCCCCGGAGACGCUGGUGCCCCCGGUCCUGCUGGUGCAAGAGGCGAGCGAGGGUUCCCCGGCGAGCGUGGUGUCCAAGGUGCUCCCGGUCCACAGGGUCCACGUGGUUCUAAUGGUGCUCCUGGGAACGACGGUGCUAAGGGUGAUGCUGGUGCUCCUGGCAGUCCUGGAAACCAAGGCCCACCCGGUCUGCAGGGUAUGCCCGGUGAACGCGGUGCUGCGGGUCUGCCCGGCGCCAGGGGAGACAGAGGUGAUGCUGGUCCCAAAGGUGCUGACGGAACUCCCGGCAAAGACGGCCCAAGAGGUCUGACUGGCCCCACACCCCCCCCCGGCCCAGCGGGUGCUCCUGGUGACAAGGGUGAAUCUGGUCCCUCCGGCCCCGCUGGUCCCACCGGCGCUCGUGGUGCUCCCGGAGAUCGUGGUGAGCCCGGCCCCCCUGGUCCCGCUGGAUUCGCUGGCCCCCCUGGUUCUGACGGCCAACCUGGUGCUAAAGGUGAAACUGGCGACUCUGGUGCUAAGGGCGAUGCUGGUCCCCCAGGCCCUGCUGGACCUACUGGUGCUCCUGGCCCCUCUGGUGCUGUUGGUGCUCCUGGACCCAAAGGUGCUCGUGGUAGCGCUGGACCUCCUGGUGCUACUGGUCCCCCUGGCCCCUCUGGAAACAUCGGUCUCCCCGGCCCCCCAGGCCCCAGCGGAAAGGAAGGUAGCAAGGGACCCCGUGGUGAGACUGGCCCCGCUGGCCGCAGCGGCGAACCCGGCCCCGCCGGCCCCCCCGGACCCUCUGGUGAGAAGGGCUCUCCCGGUUCCGACGGUGCCCCUGGCUCCCCUGGCACCCCAGGCCCACAGGGUAUCGCUGGGCAGCGCGGUGUCGUCGGCCUGCCUGGACAGAGAGGCGAGAGAGGAUUCCCUGGGCUCCCUGGCCCAUCUGGCGAACCUGGCAAACAAGGUCCAUCUGGCCCCUCUGGUGAGCGUGGUCCUCCUGGCCCCGUCGGGCCCCCCGGCUUGGCCGGCCCCCCUGGCCCAGCUGGACGUCAGGGCUCUCCUGGUGCGGAAGGUGCCCCCGGCCGCGACGGAGCUGCUGGUCCCAAGGGCGACCGUGGUGAGACUGGCCCAGCUGGUGCGCCUGGUGCUCCCGGUGCCCCCGGCGCCCCCGGCCCUGUUGGUCCCUCUGGCAAGAAUGGAGAUCGUGGAGAGACUGGCCCCGCUGGUCCCGCCGGCCCCGCUGGUCCUGCUGGUGCUCGUGGCCCUGCUGGCCCCCAAGGUGCCCGCGGCGACAAGGGUGAAACUGGAGAACAUGGCGACAGAGGCAUGAAGGGUCACAGAGGAUUCUCUGGUCUCCAGGGUCCACCUGGCCCUCCCGGCUCUCCUGGCGAGCAAGGUCCCUCUGGAGCUUCCGGUCCCGCCGGCCCACGGGGUCCCCCUGGCUCCGCCGGUUCCGCUGGCAAAGAUGGUCUGAACGGUCUCCCCGGCCCCAUUGGCCCACCAGGUCCACGUGGUCGCACUGGUGACGUUGGUCCCGCUGGUCCCCCCGGACCUCCCGGACCCCCUGGUCCCCCCGGCGCACCCAGCGGCGGCUUUGACUUCAGCUUCAUGCCCCAGCCCCCUCAGGAGAAGGCCCACACCGACAGCCGCUACCACAGAGACGAACGCGCCAACUACUGGAUUGACCCCAACCAAGGCUGCAACCUGGAUGCCAUCAAGGUCUACUGUCACAUGGAGACCGUGGGGAGAAGGACCAGCUGGCUCCCCCUGCUGGUCUCUCUCUCUUCCAUGCAGUUUGAAUAUGGUGGUGAGGAAUCCAACCCAGCUGACGUCGCCAUCCAACUGACCUUCCUGCGCCUGAUGUCCACCGAGGCCUCCCAGAACAUCACCUACCACUGCAAGAACAGCGUGGCCUACAUGGACCAGGAGACCGGCAACCUCAAGAAGGCUCUGCUGCUCCAGGGCUCCAACGAGAUCGAAAUCAGAGCAGAGGGCAACAGCCGCUUCACCUACGGAGUCACCGAGGAUGGCUGCACGAGUCACACCGGCACCUGGGGCAAGACAGUCAUCGAAUACAAGACAACGAAAACCUCCCGCCUGCCCGUCAUUGACGUGGCCCCCAUGGACGUUGGUGCGCCAGAUCAGGAAUUCGGAAUCGACGUCGGCCCCGUCUGCUUCUUGUAAACCGGAGCUAAAACCUGCCCGGAAAGAAAACAAAAAACAGCCAAAAAGGAGAAAAUUUCACAUGGACUUGAAUUCGUGUUUUUUUCUAUCCAUCAUCUCUAAAACUAUUUUUGUUUCCAUUAAAAAAAAAAAGCAUUAAACCAAAAAAAUAAAAAUAAAUGACUUUUCAAAAAAAUCCCAGACGUGGGUCCACUUGCUUGACAUGGUUCUAUUUCAUUUCAUUUUUUUUUUAAAUCCCUGAAGACAGAUUGGGGUUGGUUUGGUUAUUUUUUUAACGUGAUAUCUCGGGACCACAACUUGCACAAUCCAACCAAAAAUACCAUCCAAAACCGACCCUACCAAAACACCCAAAUCACAACCUGCUUUGAAAAUUUUGCAGCAAGAAUGGUUUAGAACCUGCUCCCCCUGCUCCUACUCCUCUUCCACCAGUGCAAAAAUCUCUUUUUAUAACCUGGAGUUGGAAAAAACACCAAAACUAACUGCCAGCUGACCUCUCCCUGCUGGUGUCUUUACUAAAUGUAUUUUCUAUACCGCUGCAAGGAAGGCACUUACAAUGGUGUGUAAUGAACCUUUUUUCCUUUCAUUUGUUCAGGUGGCAAAAGAAAUAAAUAGGAGAAAAACUUCAAAUCCAGGUGUUGUAAUUGUUUUCCUAAGCAGAGCCUGGCAGAGUGGAAAACAGCCGAGAUUGUCGCUUGGUGUGCUGCCUUUUAAACAGAAAGAGCUGUUAGCAGGACAGCUGGGAGAAACAAUCCACUGAGACAAAAAUCCAGUGUUUUGUCAGUGAACGAUGAAGGGAAAAUGAAGGACUCACAAGCAUUCCCAACGCAGAAAAUGUCGUGUUAAACCUGUGUAUUACUGUUGUAUGGAAGGUUACCUCUCACUGUGUUUUCCAAGUAGUUGUUUAGCUUGCUUUGAGGUUUUGAAUGACACCAGAUUGUGGAGAGGGGGCGUGGAGUCCAGGGUUAGAUCAACGGUGCUAACUUUGUCUUUUUUUUCUUUUCGUUGGCUAUGUUAAUGGUUUUCGGUUCUAGGUCCCUUUUCUUUGUUUGGUGGUUUAAAGCUGCACGAUCCAACUCAUGGAGAGGCUGCGAUAGGGACCAAUUGGUGCUAUAGAUCUAGGACUGUUGUUUUAAGGAAAGAAACUCAGUUCUUUUGCUGCCCAGGGUCAACUUGUGAAUUUUCUGAUGGUGCUAUUUAAAAAAAAAAAAAAAGAAACAACCCCCUCUAAAAGCAGGGCGGGAACCAAUGCAAACAGAUCCAAGUAGCCUUGAAAGGGAAGGAGAGCGCCAGCCUCUUUCCGGUUAAGCAGGUGGAUUCCGUUUCUGCUUUCCUGACUCAACCCUUCGCUUUUCCCAUCCCUCUGUCCUCCUUCAGCCUGCUGCCUUCUCUCUCCUCCACACCCCGCCCCCGCCGCUGGGCUGUUUUCUCUCGCCUUCCCUUCCCUCUCGCCCGCUCCUCCUCUGUGCUUCUCUGCAAGGGUCCCCAGCAGCCCCGCGCAAAGCCCCGUCCUGCAGGGCGCAGGUGUGCUAGGGAGGCGCCACCGAGGAUUCUGUACCUGUUGUGUGUCUGUAUGAUAAUUUGAGAUGUUUUUAAUUAUUUUGACUGCUGAAAUAAAGCAUGUGAAAUGAUUUAAACAAA